GGGGAGCGUCGCAGCAACUAUCCUCCAUAGAGACGACACUCAUUACUAAAGAGAUCGCCUUCUUGACUCAUUUGGAAGUACUCAUACUGGAGCUAGUAUCGUGUUUCCCCCCUUAAAGAAUUACCGAUUUGACUCCUCGUCAAAAAUUUCUAUAUGCGGGGAAGGCUUCCCCUAAAGGUAGGUCCACCCUGUACAACCGAUACGACCGUCCUGAUAGUGAGUGUAGAUUUCCUUCAAAUCAUAUAAAAGGCUUCACCAACUGUGUAUUCUUCUCCCUUGCCGCACACAAGCAUCUUGAAGCCUUAAAAUCUAGUCACAUCCAUUGUUUUGCCUUCGUAUCAAGUGAAGUGAGCUGUCGCAAACAUGGCAGUGUCGCCUAUAGUUGCCAUAUCAGCAAUUGCCUUGGCAAUCGCUCUAUGUUAUAAAUGUAUUAUAUAUCCUACCUUCCUCUCUCCAUUGUCGAAGAUCCCAAAUGCACACUGGUCAGUCCCCAUAUCUCCCGUCUGGAUGCUCUGGAAGCGUUUCCGGAGUCAAAACAACCGAACAAUCCACGCCGCUCAUGCAAGACUUGGACCGAUCGUACGGCUAUCUCCAUCGGAGAUAUCAAUCAAUUGUGUUGAAGGUGGUAUCAAGUCUGUCUACACUGGCGGAUACGAAAAGCACGAAUGGUACCCGCGGGUGUUUGGUUCUCUCGGGACCGUAAGCAUGUUCACAAUGAUUGACAGCAAAACCCAUUCCGUUCGUAAAAGGAUGUUAUCCAACAUCUAUAGCAAGUCAUUCUUGCAGUCCUCCCCUCAUAUGCGCCUAAUCUCCCAGACUAUCGUCUUCGAUCGCUUCUUGCCGAUUAUCCAAGAAGCAGUCGCUUCUAACACCCCGGUUGAAGUCCAUGAUCUAAACCAAGGACUCACCAUAGACUUUGUAUCAGCGUAUCUUUUUGGCUUGGCGAACGGAACCAACUGGCUUCAAGACCCAUCCCUCAGGCAGAGAAUGCUUCAUUUUUACCAGGGUAGAAAACCAUAUGAGUUCUACCACCAGGAAGUCCCUAAUCUUGUGUCCUGGCUUAAGUCUAUCGGCAUCCGCCUGAUUCCCAGAUGGUGUGAUGAGGCCAAUGAGGUCCUUGACACUUGGGGGCUAGGACUCUGCGAUAGAGCAGAGCAAUGCCUUCAAUCAACGGAUGCCAGCAUUGAGCCUAUGGCAUACAAGCAGCUAAAGCAAGCAAUGUCGAAGCAGGCUUCAAAGACAGAAACCGAGGAGAGUCUUAAGCAACAGCGGCUCGAUAUUGCAUGCGAAAUGUACGACCAGCUCACAGCUGGGUUUGAAACCAGCGCUGUCGCUCUCACCUACCUGCUCUGGGAGCUUUCCCAGCAGCCGGACCUGCAGAAAGAGCUACGGGAGGAGCUCUUGACUCUAGAGCCACAGAUCUUGUUUCCUAGUGCCUCGAAAGACCUACCGCAAGCCAAAGCGGUUGAUACGUUGUCUCUGCUUGAGGCAAUAGUCAUGGAGACGUUACGCCUCCAUGCUCCAAUCCCGGGAAUUCAGCCUCGUGUUACACCUUAUCCAUCCUGUACCUUGGCUGGUUACAGCGAUAUCCCUGCAAACAUAAGGGUCAAUGCGCAGGCAUACUCGCUCCACCGCAACCCAGACGUAUUUCCGGAUCCUGAGACAUGGCAGCCCAGGCGCUGGCUGAAGGACUUGAACUCGAAUUCCGAUCUUGAAGAAAGAAGACGAUGGUUCUGGGCCUUUGGAAGUGGUGGAAGAAUGUGUGUUGGAAGCAACCUAGCCUUGCAAGAGAUAAAACUGGUAACCGCAGCCAUCUACACCAACUUCAGAACUUCUAUCGUCAACGAUGACAACAUGGAGGCAAUCGACGCCUAUACGAUCAAGCCUCGUGGGGACAAACUAGUUUUGAAAUUUGAGACUGCGUAGAUCGUAUCUCUUCUGUAAUCUUCACGAAUUAUAUGAGCAUUAGCGUACCUGGUUCAGUA
This is a messenger RNA of Aspergillus alliaceus, 1985 nucleotides long. Its product is annotated as cytochrome P450. The coding region runs from base 364 to 1926 and encodes 520 amino acids. The record is from RefSeq and is a predicted model, not a curated record. Gene Ontology annotation, molecular function: heme binding; iron ion binding; monooxygenase activity. The transcript has 3 exons. Lineage: Eukaryota; Fungi; Ascomycota; Eurotiomycetes; Eurotiales; Aspergillaceae.